UCACUUCCUAUUUAUUUUGCAGGAGGCACGCGAGAGAGAGAAAGAGGCGAAGAAGACAGACAUUAGAGCGAGAAAGAGGGCGAGAGAGGGGAUGUCGUGGCAAUCGUAUGUCGACGAGCAUCUGCUGUGCGAGGUGGCAAGCGGCGCGCGUCUUUCUGCUGCCGGCAUUUUCGGUCAUGGCGGCGACACAUGGGCGGUCAGCGAAUCCUUCCCCAAGAUCAAACCUGAAGAGUUUACUGCAAUAAUGAGUGACUUUGAUGCGCCUGGAUCUCUUGCGACAAAUGGAUUAUACCUUGGUGGAACAAAGUUUAUGGUUAUCCAAGGCGAACCAGGUGCAGUAAUUCGAGGGAAGAAGGGUAGCAGCGGUGUCACUAUAAAAAAGACUAACAUGGCUUUGAUCUUCGGCAUAUAUGAUGAGUCGAUGACCGGUGGAGAAUGCAACAUGGUCGUGGAGAGACUUGGCGAUUACCUCUGUGAUCAAGGCUUCUGAAUACAAGCAUUGCAGCUUGAUAAACUUCUUAUUCUGUACUCGCAUAUUGAAUGAACCUGCAAUGAAUAAUCAGCUAAAAGUCAUGUUAGAGUAUUCAAGUCCUGUUGGUUGCCUGUUAGCAUGCUCUCUAGAGCUGUAUCAUGCGAGGGUUAACCCUUCUCCUGUUUGUGUUUCUGUCUGUAUCUUGAAAAUGUUGUUGGAAGUUUGGUUUAAAGUUGGGAUUAAUUUGUGCAUGAUUUAUGCUCUAAAAGUCAAAUGCAUGUAUAUCGUUUUAAACUUAUUUCAAAAUCCAAUAUUGUGUAUACGUA
This is a messenger RNA of Zingiber officinale, 798 nucleotides long. RefSeq names its product profilin-like. The record is from RefSeq and is a predicted model, not a curated record. The transcript has 3 exons. Gene Ontology annotation, cellular component: cell cortex. Gene Ontology annotation, molecular function: actin monomer binding. The coding region runs from base 92 to 490 and encodes 132 amino acids. Lineage: Eukaryota; Viridiplantae; Streptophyta; Magnoliopsida; Zingiberales; Zingiberaceae.